UCACAGAAUGUCUUCAGUCGUUCAAGAGUACUUUGAGUCGUAAAGAAUGAUGGGCUACGGCUUGUUCCUCAUAAUUUGUAGCUUAUUCUUCGUUUCGUUCCAUGAUUGUGUCUCUGAUACAGAAAUAGCAAGUGAACGAUUUGUUGACAGUUUUUCAGUUGUUGAUUUACCUGAAACCUGGGCCAAAAACAGCGAACCGAUUAGCCAUAAAGAACUCCCAGUUGAGCAGACGAAACCGCGACGGAUUAAGAGGUCCUCCUGGAGUUUACCACGCAAUACAAGUGCUAGGAUGAUUUUAGAUAUUAUUAUGCCAGUUGUCCCCCUGAAUAAUACUUUCAGCGCCUUGACUCUAGAUUUGAUUUAUCGUUUCGUCUUGCCUACCUACUCCCAACUCAACACACUCUACAGCACGCUAGGUCGAUUGGAUACUAAUGAGUUGGAUGGAGACAGUGAUCGAAGUAAUGUCAUAGAUUUCGAAUUCUUUGAAGAACAACGAGCAAACAAUGAAAGACGCAGUAUCUAUCAGCAUGUCCAAGGCCUCUUUGAAAAUUUUGGAUUUGACGGGCAAACUUGUCUCUUACGAGCCAUAUGCGAAAUGGCUGAAGCUCCGUUAGUCCAUCAAGGGCUUGUAGGAAAACUCAUUGAUCUGAUAUUCACGCCAAGUUUGCUGGAAGUACCGAAAUCAAUGGAGCCGUACCUCAGCAGCAACCGCAUACGAAGAGACGUUACCAAUAUUCCGGAAUUAGAAGUUCUCCACAAACCAGUCGACGACGAUUAUACAGAUGCUUAUCGCGCCGGUAAAGAAGGAAAAUGCUGGACUCGUUACUACACUUGCCCAGUAUCUAUUUUUAAACUCGUAAAUUUGUUUUAA
Molecule: messenger RNA, 871 nt
Organism: Daphnia carinata
Lineage: Eukaryota; Metazoa; Arthropoda; Branchiopoda; Diplostraca; Daphniidae
Exons: 4
Coding region: 47-871 (274 amino acids)
Source: RefSeq, a predicted model, not a curated record